Messenger RNA from Gordionus sp. m RMFG-2023, 2659 nucleotides. RefSeq lists its product as uncharacterized. The coding region runs from base 46 to 1647 and encodes 533 amino acids. Gene Ontology annotation, biological process: protein polyubiquitination; positive regulation of proteasomal ubiquitin-dependent protein catabolic process. The transcript is spliced from 6 exons. The record is from RefSeq and is a predicted model, not a curated record. NCBI's taxonomy places the organism in Eukaryota, Metazoa, Nematomorpha, Gordioida, Chordodea, Parachordodidae.
GUAUUAGCAAAAUUUUAGAUUCGGUCAAACGACUGAUUUAAAAAGAUGGAUUUGAAUGAACUUAUAUUUGGGAAUCCUAUCAUAUUGGAAAAUAUAUUAAAUAAAUAUCCAGCCAAAUAUCUUUUAGAAGUUAAAAAAGUUAAUAAAUUUUGGACGUCUGUGAUAAAUAGUAUACUGGAAAAGAGAUCUAGGAUCUCUUGUGCUCUUUAUGCUUUUCGCGAAAAUAGCUUACUCGAACAAUAUAUAUCUUUAAAUUAUUUGGAUUUAAUAGCCGAAACUUUACCUAUAUAUCCAGAUUUUGCCAUAUUUAUCAUAUCCUAUAAUUUAUAUGCUCAAUGUUAUAAAAUAAAUGAAUCUGGAGAACCUUUACAAAUUAAACCAUCAUUAUUUAAUUAUCUCAAAUUAAAAAUGCCAGCUGAUUGUAUUAUUCUAUAUAUUAUUACAGAUGGAGUUAUAGGCACUUCCUAUGAUCCAUAUAUAUAUAAUAAUGGAAAAUAUUCUACUUGCAGUACAUUUGAAUAUGAAUCUUCACAAUCUUUCUCUUCCUACUUAUUUUCGACACGAAAUCAUUUAGCCAAGGACAAGUAUCUGUCUGCCACUAAAUCUAAACGAUUAAAUUUUGAAAUGUUGGAUAUUCCUAGAAAGGAUAUUAAACAUUUUAUUAACCAUAAAAAUAAAUCAAAAUGCAAAUUUGAUUUAGCAAAAUAUUUUUCAAACAAGAGGCAUACAGAUUUUCCAUUUGAUGCUAGAUGUGUUCUCUUCUUUGCUGAUUCUAUCAUAGAAACUCAAAUAUUAAGAAAAAUAUUGAUAAUAAUACGAGAUACUUAUGAAAGCAACAAUUCCAAGAUCAAAAUAAUUGGUGCACUUGUAGAUGGAUUGGAUAUAUUAACUAAUAAUUCUCAUACAUUUAGAAAUAGAGAAGAUUCCCAUAGAAUAAAACACCACAAAAUUUUUGAAAGGUUAGCACCAAGCAUUCUAUUGAUCUUUUUGAGAGGGGAACAGAUAAAAGAUGUGCUUCUAGAAAUUAUCCCUUCAUCAUGCAUAGAUCAGAUUUCGCUGGGGAAUAGAAUCAAACAUUUGAAAAACAGCUAUAAUGCUUUAGCAUCUACUUUCGCCGAUAGACACCUUAACCCGUUCGCCUUCAUGUUCUCCUGCAUAGGGAGGGGUAAACAUAUUUACUCUUGGCAACAAAACGUCGAGAGUCUUAUGUUCCACUCCUAUUUUCCGGAUGUUCCUAUCGUAGGCCUUUUCGGCAAUGGAGAGAUCGCUUACCAGUCUCCCGGUUGCCAAACUUACGAUGCCGACAAGGUCAAAACGUCAAACAAAUCUUUCGAAGACGAGCCUAAAGUGGGACAAAGCGCGGAUAAUCAUGAUGAUGCUAUCCCAAGAAAUGACACAAUACUUUACAGAGAAUUUGGAUAUAAACAUACGAAUGAUCCCCAAGAUUUUGAACAGAUUUUAAAUUUAGCAGGAAAAAACCCGGAUUCAAUUCCUGGCGAUGAUGACCCGGAUGACCACCGCAGUCGAUUGAUUUUAGAUGAAAUGACGCAAGGGGAUAGAGACAAGAAGCCUAAGCUGACCUCGGCUCAAUUCAUAUAUUACUAUUCUACGAUUUUUUGUGUAGUCGUUAUAGAUCGCGAUAUUUAAAUUGUAUAUUAAAGAAUAUGUUCCGUUGCAAUACUUUAUUGACGUUGAUAAAUUAUAGCCAAAUAUUUUCAAGAGUUUAAAAUUAUAAUUAAAGGGCCCCUCAAAUUUAGAAAUAAUGUCGCGAAUAUAUAAUGUAUAACAUUUUUAUUUGUAUCGUGUAAAAAAAUAUUCGAUUUGAUAUGAAAUAAUAUAACAGUUCCGGUUUCUAAGAUUGCUAAAAAAAUGGAUAUCGGUUCUUAAAUUUGGCGCGGUUUUGGGGCUUCGUGUUUCAAAUUAUCAUAUCGGAUCCUGUUGUGGCCGGAAUUUUAGGCGUCAACUGAAUUCGGAAAUAAAAUAUAUUUUAAAGCUUCGGUACAGAUUUUUAUUUUUAAUAAAAAAUUUUUUACGGUACCUGGUCUAGGCUAUUCUGAAUUAAUUUUAUAAAUUGAAAGUAUUGAGCAGUAAAUGAUUUUUCAAACGCUUCCAUUUUACUGGUGUCAUUAGAUGGUUCGAUUUGAGCUGAUUUUUUAAAAACGGCUAACUCAAUAUUUUAGUCACGAAAUAUUGACUAUAAGCCUCAAGAUUUCGCUAAUGGAUGUCCAAAACUUCGUGCCAUCUGUGACCAAAAUCUUCAGGCUUGGAUAAUAUUAUUCUGGAUAAAAUAUUUAGCUAGCCGUUUUCAAAUAACAGGCUCAAAUCGAGCCAUUUAACAACACUAUAUUUUACGGUUUUUUUUUAUUUCAACGGAAUAAUUCUGAUUUGCUAGGGUAAGAAAUUAUGGCAGCUAAGAAAUCACUCUACAAAACAGUAUUUCGUUCGCCUGAGAAUUAGGUUAAUAUAUAUUCCGUGUUAAACAACUCGAUUUUUUUUAAAAAACGACUAACCCAAUAUUGUUUGGCUGUAAAAUUAGAAAAAGUGGAGAUGGAAUAAUCUAAUUGUUUUUUAUUUAUUUCUGAAAUUUCAAAUAUAAUAAAAUUGUGGUGGUUGAAUUGUAGUAGUUUACUAGUCAAUGUGCAAACCAUAACGAGGACUG